AAUAAUUUAAAUCUCUCAGCUACUUAAGAAACCUUGUUGGUGUAUACUCUCAUUGGGCGCUUGCUUUAGGUGGAAAUAGUUAUUUCUGAUUAUUAUACUUUGGCAUUCUUAUUAGUAAAUUCCUUCCAUGAUAGUUGAAGUUCUUCUGAGUACACAUCUUUUUACCCUGGCCGUUUCAAAGGUGAAUUAGGAGAAUAUCAUAUUCUUGUGGAGGUAGGGAUGGAGAGCUGGUGGUGCUUUUGAGAAGUCUCCCACCUGAUGAAUGAGGGUUCCUCAUCACCUAUGGGAGAGUCUCUUCAUGUUGGGUGAAGGUUAGGGACUUGGGAGAAGUCUACCCCCUGGAGUAAGUCCUUUUACUCCUGUUGCUGACUAAACCAUAUCAUUGAUUUUUCUUGCUAGGAAUAACUAGUAUCCUUUUUUGAAAAUAGAAUGGAAUCUCCUAGAGGCUUAAGAUAAUCUGUGUAACCUCCUAUGUAUUAAUGAUGAAAUUAAUUGCAUUGAAUUAUUUUAAAUAACUUCAAUUAGCCAUGAAGUUGUUUCUUGUAUCCUUAUGCAUAACCAAAGGAGACAACCAUCCAGGUUAAAAGCUCUCCAAGAGCAACCAUUCAGCAUUUUGUUUCAUUAUUCAAUCACACUCACAGCAGGGAAGUUAUUUUUCUAAUUUUACCUAAAUCUCACUUGGCCAUUUAAAUCCAUUUUUGUGAAGAUUUGUGCCACAGAGGGGAACAGCAAGUCAGAAUCUGCCUUAUCCUUUACCCUUAGCUUCAGUUGCUUUUAAAGUAACUAUUUUUUUUUCCUUUAUAGUCAGCAUUUUAUUUCACUCUCUUGACCUUUUUAUUAUUUCUUUGGGGGUUUUGUUUUACUUGUCUCCUCCCACCCCCACCCCCUUUUUAAAAAAAUAAACCAUAGAAUCCCUCUAAAGUAAAGGCAUUGGAGAGUUAGGGUGUGGGGACGUGGGGCCAAUGCCAGAGGCACCUCUUGUUGGGAUGAUGGGUUUUUAAGUACAGGCUUGGUUAAACACUCUGGUUUGCCAUGUCCCCAGUAGUCAGUUGGUGACUCUAGCUAUACUUUAAGCAACUAACUCAUGAUUGCAUGUCUUAAUCCUUCAGUGUUUUGGUAGCUUUUUAAUAACACUACUUUCUGUUUCAUGUUUGUUUGGGAAAAUCUCUCCUGGACCCUGGGCUUUUCUUUCCUUUGCUUUUAGCGUGUGGCUUUUUGCCAAAUUUUUUCCUUAAGUGUGUUUUUGUAUUUUUCAUUGAAUUGGAUUUUCUCAUGGACAUUUUAUUUUGAGUCAUUGUGGUACAACUGAAGGCACUGUUUUUAAAGGCACAUGAUUUGGACUCUCACUCUUGCCCUGCCAGCUUUGGACAUUGCCUAGAUAAGAAUUCUCAAACUUUAUAGUCUCAGGACCCUUUUGUACUCUUCAAAAUUACUGAGGACUCAAAUGAGCUUUUGUUUAUAUUGAUUAUGUCUGAUGAUAUUUACAAGAGUUAGAAAUUGAAACAACUUUGUAAAAAAAGUUUCAUCCCUAUAGACCCCUUGAUUCACACUUUGAGAACCAUUGUAUAAAAUGAUUUAAGGUAAUUUUCAUUUAGUAAUCCUUUGUAUUCUGCCACAUGAGCAUAUUAGCCUGUAUUUUUAAAUUAAAUUUUAUCCUUUAAAAAAAUGAACAAAAUUCACUUCUCUCCAUCCUACCUUUUACAAUAUAGAAAAAAUAACUCCUGUAAUAAAUAUGUAUAAUCAAUGAAAACAAUUUACAUGUUUACCAUGUUUUUAAGAAAAUGUUUUAUUACUAUCAGUCAUAAUAUUUAUUAGUUUAUUUAUCACACAUUUACUGGCAUAUGCCUUCUUCUAAAUUAUUCUAUAAUAUGAAAUAAUUCUUAGCACCAGGUCUGAGACUAAAGGGUUCCCAGUAGAUUUCUACUUACUUGACACUGAAACAUUGUUCACAUUUUCACUUACCUGAGAACUAGAUUCUGCAUCCAUUCAAAUUAGCAAGGUACUUAUUAAAAUUACUAAAAAUAAAUAUGACUAGGUGGAAGAAAACAUGAAAAGACCUAGCAAAGAAGUGGUGACGUUUUAUAUGCUCUCAGUGUUGUGGUGAUUAAUCAAUACUGUGGCAUUAUUGGGCUAUUGAUACAUAAUUUAUUGUAGUGUCUUCCUGAAUCUUUAUGGCUAUUGUCUUUAGUGUCAGCAAAUUUGGGAAAUCUGUGAAGGUGGGCAUUAAUUAUCUAAGGGAAUUAGGUUUAUUUAGCAUAAUUACAACCAAAAAUAAUUAAAGUCUAAUUAAGGCAUUUAAGUAACAACUAUUAUAUGCCCCAUGAGGAGUAGGUAUAUUCAUAGGGUACUUACAAAUCUUGUUGUGUUCAAAGAAAAACAAAGUCAAAAUUUAAAGACUAUAAUAAAGCAUAAAAACAAAUAUUAAAUGUAGCAGAGUUCAAACAAUCCCUUCAUCGAAACCGUUCCCAAAGAGUCAUUGAUUUUGAUGCCCAUGUGCAUAGACCAUGUGGAAGCACAUUUAAUUAUAUUAUUAAUAUUCAUUUUCCUAUUUCUCAUUUGGAGAAAUGGAAGAUAUUUGAAACUAUUAAGAUGUAUUUAGAAAUCCUUGGCCUCAAGUCUAUGAAUAUUUCCCAAGGAAAAAUAUCAGCUGGAUUUAUUUCUUGGUAUGAAAUCCUUUUCUUCUUAUUUUUCUGUUUGGGCAAAUCAUGUUGUAUCUUUGGUCUCCCUUAAUUUGUUUUUAUGGGUUAAGCCCACAUCAAAAAUCUGUCUCAAAUAGAGAGAUAGUGUAAAUGAAUAGAUUCUUGCACUGAGGAUCAGGAUGCUUCUUUCCCUCCUGGCAUUGACACUUGGCUGUUUUGGGGAAUCAGGUUUAGUGACCCUAGUUUUGUCACUUAGAAACAUGGAAUGAUUUUUGUCCUGCUUCCUCAGACAGUGUUGAGGAAUGUAGUAGCAGCUUUAAAGCACUAAACAAAUGAAUGUAUUAUUAUAGUUUUUUGAGUGGAGGGAGACCUUGACCUUUUGUUUUUUAAGCCUUUUUUCCUGGAAUGUGUAUACCUUCCCUCCUGUCUGCUUUUGUCAUUGGCCAUGGCAUGGUCAUAGCAUUCUGUCAUCGUUAUCAGGAUAAAGUAUAUCUUUUCAGUUUUGAUUUAAAGUUAUCCUACAAAACAGAAUGUCAGACUUUGAGAGGUGUCAUUCCAAGUACAUAUUCUCUUAUUGUAAAAGAGUAGGAAUUGGAUGGGCUAGCUAAUUCUUGCUGCAGGUCACUGGUUCUUCUCAAUGAAAGAUGCUCAUCAUUCCCAGACCUUUUAAAAGUGGCUCCCAUUCCCUUUGUGCAGCUCUCUCUAUGUAUAUACUGUGGCCUGCUUUCUUGCUUUGGCCAAAUGUUUUUAAUCUGCUUACUACUGAGCAGAGCAAAUAGAGCUCCAGUCAGAAUUCAGGAAGCACAGACAAUUCUUUGGCAACUAUACCUAAUCUGAAUCUAAGCUUUAUUAAGUUAUGCCCUAGUUGUCUAGCAGCUAUGAGCUUCUUAAAUCAGAUGCUUUUGCUACUUUUCACCAAUAGCUAGAGCUACUGUUAGAUGUUGUAUACUCUUUGUUAAUAGUUUAGUGUUUUGAAGACAUUUUUUCCCUUUGGUAGAGAGUGACUAUUUAAUGGUAUUGCCAGUCCUUAUUAUAUUUUGAACCCCUUUGGUUUUUAUAUGUUACAAUCAUCUAAAGGGUUUGAAAAGCCUGAGGGCAGGCUACCAGGGCAACUGGAAUAAGGUGUACAAAAGCUACUGACAUUGCCUGAUUGCUUUGUGACUCUGUUGCCAUCUGGAUUGUAUUUAGUCUUGCUUACAGCGCUCUCUGUUUUGCUUGUUAUACUAUGUUGGGGAGUAGUCCUCUGUUUUGUACAUGGCUAAUGCUUUCCAUGAAAACGGCUUGUUACAUCAGCUAUGGAGUUCUGGGUCAGGUCUUCCUCUGUGGUGUGCACCCAAUGAUCUCCCUUCACCCUGCCACAUGACAAAACCAAAAUAUAACAGCUUACCAGCCAAAAACUAGUAGCCCUGUACAGGGACUUGGUUUCAGCUAUUUAAGAUUACCUUUGACAGUGGUCAUCAGCUUAAUUCUGUGAGCAAUAUCCUCUUGUUUCAUUCAAAGGAUGAGCAUAUUUUUACUCUAUCACUCACAGACAAGGAAAUGUGGGGUUUUUAGAGUCUGCCUGUAUACAGCAGCCCCCCUUCAAUACUUGUUCCUGAAGAUAUCUCCUGGCUUUCAGGUUCCCAGCACCUUUAAUACCUUGACUUCUCAAGCUCCUCUACCAUGCCAGCCAUGCCAUAAUCCUGUGAUAAGACCAAGCCACAGAAUGGAUGCUGAGUAGUUGGCAGAGGGCAGAAUCUGGCCCUGAGAGUCCUGCAGGAUCGAGUUAAGUGAGAAGUGUUAUUUUUGUGAAUAAUUUUGCCUUUGGUCCUGAGGUGGAUCACCAACUGAAGGAGCGAUUUGCUAAUAUGAAGGAAGGUGGCAGAAUCGUAUCCUCCAAACCUUUUGCACCUCUAAACUUUAGAAUAAACAGUAGAAACUUGAGUGAUAUUGGCACUAUAAUGAGAGUUGUGGAACUAUCACCACUGAAAGGGUCUGUUUCAUGGACUGGCAAGCCAGUUUCUUACUACCUGCAUACUAUUGAUCGAACCAUACUUGAAAACUAUUUUUCUAGUCUCAAAAAUCCAAAACUCAGGGAGGAGCAGGAGGCAGCCCGACGCCGGCAACAAAGAGAAAGCAAAAGUAACACAACAACCCCCACAAAGGUCCAAGAAAACAAGGGAGCUGUUGCCUUGGAACCUCGCAUGGAUUCUGGUGCUGAAGAAGAUAAAAAUGGGGCGGCUGCUCUUAAGAAGCCAUCUCCUUCCAAGCCUCGAAAAAAGAAAUUAAAUAAGAAAGGAAGGAAGAUGGCAGGAAGAAAGCGUGGGCGUCCCAAGAAAAUGAGUGCUGCAAACCCUGAACGCAAAGCCAAGAAGACUCCAACUGCCUUGGAACUUCUGCAUGCUCAGACUGUGUCCCAGGCAGCUGCAUCCUCUCCUCAGGAUGCAUACAAGUCACCUCAUAGUCCAUAUUACCAACUACCUCCUAAAGUACAACGGCAUUCCUCCAAUCAGCUAUUGGCAACACCAACUCCGCCUGCACUCCACAAGCUUUUAGAAUCUUUUAAGGUUCAGUACCUGCAGUUCCUGGCCUACAUGAAAACCCCUCAGUACAAGGCAAACCUGCAGCAGUUGGUAGAGCAGGAGAAGGAAAAGAACACUCAGUUGUUAGGUACAGCCCAACAGUUGUUCAGCCACUGUCAGGCCCAGAAAGAAGAGAUCAAGAGAUUGUUUCAGCAGAAGCUUGAUGAGUUGGGAGUAAAGGCUCUGACCUACAAUGAUCUGAUACAAGCUCAGAAAGAAAUCUCUGCCCACAACCAACAACUAAAAGAACAGACAAAGCAACUAGAAAAUGAUAACAGUGAACUCAGGAACCAAAGCUUGCAGCUGCUUAAGGCUCGGUGUGAAGAGCUAAAGCUGGAUUGGUCUACUCUCUCACUGGAAAAUUUGCUGAAGGAGAAGCAGGCACUGAAGAAUCAAAUUUCUGAGAAGCAAAAGCACUGUCUGGAGCUUCAGAUCAGCAUUGUGGAGCUUGAGAAAAGCCAAAGGCAGCAGGAGCUACUGCAGCUGAAGUCCUACGCACCGGCUGAUGAUGCCCUGUCCGUCCACCUUCGAAGUAAAAGCACUUUUAGCAGAGAGCUGGAGACUGACCCCACAAGGUUCCAGCUGGAGCUUGAAUGCUCCAAGUUGUCUUUGCCCCACAUCAGUAGCAUGAGCCCUGAACUAUCUAUGAAUGGCCAUGCAACCACUUAUGAGAUUCAUAGUAUGCUAAGCCGACCUUCUUCCAAACAAAACACUCCACAGUACCUGACCUCCCACCUGGACCAAGAAAUAGUUCCUUGCACCCCCAUUCAUAACAACAGACAGAAGGCAGACAAGUUGUCAAGUUUGUCCUUACCUGACUACACCAGGUUUUCCCCUGCUAAGUUAGCUCUAAGGAGACACUUGAAUCAGGAUCAUGUAGUCCAUGGAAAAGCUACAACUAAUGAAAUACACCACAGAGCUGAACAUGCAAAAGAGAAUGGCCUUACAUAUCAGAGUCCUGGUAUUUCAAAUGGCCUAAAGCUGAGCCCUCAGGAAACUCGGCCUUCCUCCCCCUCGGCCUUACAGAUUGCAGGAGAGAAGAGCAGUGACAAGGUUUUAAAAGAGAGAGCCUAUGCCAGCAAUGGAGAAACAAUCACCAGCCUACCUAUCAGUAUUCCUCUCAGCACAGUGCAGCCCAAUAAACUUCCUGUCAGUAUCCCAUUGGCCAGUGUAGUGUUGCCUAGCCGUGCGGAGAAAGUGAGGAACACACCUAGUCCAGUUCAUCAGAAUCGAGAGUCUACUUCAGCAACACUUGAAAAACAGUUUGGUGCUAAUUCCCAUAAUGGUAUGAACAGUGCUGUAGGAAACAAGUCCCUUGCUUUGGCUACCUCAGGUUUUUCUUAUACUGGCUCCUUGGCAGUUAAUGGCACCCUUUCCAGUAGCCCAGCCCAUCUUAACCAUGGUGCUGAGCAGGCAGCCCUAGAUGAUUCCUCUAAUUCAGGGAGCCUCUUUAAUUCAGUGGGUUCCCGGAGUUCUACACCACAACAUCCCUCUUUACUCAUGAUGCAGUCCCGCAACUCUGGCCAGAACUCUCCAGCCCAUCCACUUGCUGCCAGCCCACGUCUCAAUGGAGCUUCUCAAAGCCUGAUGGGGAUCUUGCAGUUCUCGGAUAGUACAAAAUUGUUCUCUGAAGGUAACAAGGGGGAUCUCCCACUAGAUUCAGGCUUUUCAGAUCCUGAAAAUGAAGUCAAGAGAAGAAUCCUCUUUACAAUCUCGACCAAUACAGGAAACAUGAAGCAGUCUCCUUCCAACAAACACAGCCCCCUGGCAGCCAGCAUCCGCGCGGAUUGUGGACAGGCUUGUGUACAGGAGGGCAAGAAGAGAGGCAGGAGGAAGCGAUCUUCUACAGGGAACCCCGGAGCAAACUGUGCAGUAUCUCCCAAGCGUAAGCCCUUACCAUCUGUGGCAGGCCUCUUUACCCAGUCUUCAGGCUCACCUCUGAACAUCAACUCUAUGGUCAAUAACAUUAAUCAGCCUUUAGAAAUAACAGCCAUUUCCUCCCCUGAAAACUCCCUGAAGAACUCUCCUAUUCCUUACCAGGACAACGACCAGCCUCCCGUGCUGAAAAAGGAGAAGCCCUUGAUCCAGACCAAUGGGGCACAUUACUCACCCUUGACCUCUGAUGAAGAGCCAGGAUCUGAAGAUGAGCACAAUAGCAUCAGGAUUGAAAGGAAAAUUGCAACAAUCUCUUUGGAGAGCAAAUCUCCCCAGAAAACAGAAAAUGGUGGUGGCCUUACGGGAAGGAAGCAAACCCAGCUGACCGAGAGCGUCAACAGUAGUAAAUGGAAGUCUACCUUCUCACCAAUAUCAGACAUCAACCUUACCAAAACAUCUGACAGCCCCCUACAGGCAGCUUCGUCCCUGAGCCAGAAUUCCCUCUUUGCCUUCCGUCCAUCCUCAGAGGAUACGAUGGCUAUCGAUGCCAAGAUCUCUGUGCACACAAGGAAAAACUUCCCCAGUUCAUUGUCUGGGACGGAUGGCCUCAGCCCUAACACAAACUCUUCCAAUGGAUUUUCAUAUGCCGGGGGCUUGUCUGCUGCUGACAUGAGUUUACACAGCUUUCACGAUGGUGCUUCUCUUUCUCAUAAGACUACCGAGGUGGCCAGCUUAAACUCUCCCCUGGGUUUUCAGUCACAGCGGAGCAAAGAUAGCUCAGAUGCCAACCCUUUCCUGAACAAGAGGCAGCUGGAUGGUCUGGGAAGUAUGAAAGGGGAAGAGUUACAGAGAUCUGGGGGCAGAAGCAAAGAGGUGCUCGACCUGGGCUUGCAGCUGGGGGGUCCUUCUGACAAGGUCUCCCUGCAACACAAUGGCAAGGCUGGCAAAGGACGGGACCGGGAUUUGGAGUUUAAAAAUGGCCACAAUCUUUUCAUUUCUGCUGCUGCUGUUCCUUCUGGGGGCCUCCUCAAUGGCAAAGGCCUUUCCACUGCAGCUUCCACCUCUGGCCAUCCCACUUCUUCCGUUUCAACACACCACCCUUUUUUGAACACUUUUACCACUGGAUCCCAGUUCCCCCUGGGCCCUAUGUCCCUGCAGGCCAACCUCAGCUCGGUGGCAGGCUCCUCAGUAUUGCAGUCUUUAUUUAAUUCCAUGCCCGCUGCUGCCAGUUUGGUCCACGUGUCAUCAGCUGCGACCAGAUUGACAAAUUCUCACGCUAUGGGAAACUUCUCUUCUGGGGUUACAGGUGGAACAGUUGGAGGUGUUUUUAACCAUGCGGUGCCUUCUGCCUCUUCUCAUCAAUUUGGAGCCAGUUUCAGCAGCAGUGCUGUCUGUAGCAGCACCAUGCUAAGCUUAAACCCAAUGCAGGCUGUGGUCACCCCCACUUCCUCUUCCUUCCAGGCCCCUUCCUCUAGCAUAGGAACAUGUAGCGAGGCUCGAGCCCCUCAACCCCUGAACCGAGUGCCCGUGCAGCCUGUUCUGCACCCUCCUCCUGCUCCUCCUCUUGCUAACGUCUCAUUACCUCCCCCCCCUCCAUUACUCGCUGCUUCUAACCCGGAGCCGGGGCUUCUGCAGACCUUAGCAUCCAUUCCCUCUAACAAAGCUUUUGUCUCGCCCUCUUCAGCUGCUUCUCUCCAGGCUAACGCUUCUCUGUCUAUCAAGCUCGCUUCCCUCCCCCACAAAGCUUCCCGCCCUUCCUUCACAGUCCACCACCAGCCUCUGCCCCGUUUGGCCCUGGCCCAGGCUGCACCCGUCAUCCCGCAGUCCAACGCCGCUGGCCCACCCGCUAUGUGGGUUACCCUUGGCAUGCAGUCUCCUUACGCUUCGCACCUUUCUGGGGUUAAGCCGCGAUAAAGAGCUUGCUUAGCUAGCAGUUCAUAUUGUGUAAGGUAACUAGAAUUUCUACCUCAACCCCAUGUGACCUAUGCAAGGACAUCGUGGACCAACUCACUCAGCUUCCACUGAAAGGUGCUCACCUGGCCUGCAAGGGUUUCAACUCACAAACUACUGGAUGACAACAUAAACAAACAAAAAGUACGACAGAGUAAAGAAUAUUCUACUGUGAAUCGGAGUUUAAAAAAAAGAAACUGCAGAAGAAAUGGCUGAAAGGCUCCAGUUUGUAUUGUCAAUAGUUUUAGAUAAAGUAUUUAUCAUUUUUUAAAAAGUAAAAACAAUUUUGACUUAUUUUAUUCCAUCUAAGUCAUAAAAGGCAACUUAUUAAGAAAAUAUAAAUAACUAUAUAUAAGAAAAUAUAUAAAUAAAUAAGAUAUAUAUAAAGGACUGGCACACCAGCAGAGAUGUCAACAGCUUGUUCUCGGUGCUAUUUCAUCCAUCAGAACUGUGCCUCUGUAGUUCUCCUUGGUGCUGACUUUAGAGGGUUGACCAAUGCCAAAUACAGUUCAUGGGAAAGUCUGCUUUAUUUAUUCAAGUCACUCUGUUCAUUUACCAAAGGCUACACCUGUCCUGAAAAAGUGAGGGCAAAAAAGUUGAUGUGUGGGUUUGGGGCCUUGGUGGGUUUUGUUUUGUUUUGAAAAACAACUCCUUUAAGCAGCUGUGUUUAUAUGACUGUCCUUCACUUUCUUGACCAGCUGCUAUAGAUAGCCUGGUCUUUAGUCCUUGUUACAAUCCACUCAGACAGUUUAUCUUGAAUUGAGAAUACCUUAAGCUAGUUUCACUGAAUGUUUUACUUGUCUUAUACCACCCAUCACUGAGUUCCCCUGUCACUGUGAAUUUUGCCUGCUAUAUUGUUAAUUCUUUCAGCCCUUUUUUGGCAGGAUGUCAUUGGCAUAUGAACAGGGUGCAUAAUUACUGGUGUUGGUCAGGCCUAUUUUAAUUCUACAUGGCAACAUUGGAUAUUAAUUUCCAAGCUGGGGCAAGUUUUGAUUUCUCAGCUUUUGUUGUUUUUAUUCAGAGUACUCUGUAUUUUGUCAGUAAGUUUUUGAUACUUGACCCCCAGAUGGCUUGGCCUUUGUACUAAGUGCAUUCACUUUUGUAUUUCUUUGCUUUUCAGUAGGUUAAAAUGGUAGUUCUCGCACACGCACACAUUCACACAAAUCCCACACAACUAUCUUAUUAAGCACCGAUCUGAUGAUGUGGCGACAAAAUUAUUUGUCUUGUGACCUGGUGUUCUGUGUACAGAAAAGUGUCACGCUAAGGAAGUGACGGUAUUUUAUAGAGAUGUGAUGAAAAUUUAUAAAUUUCAUAUACUUGAUUUCAUUUAUUUUUAGAUUGUAUAAUGCACAGUAAACUUUUAAAAAAGAGAGAGGAAAGAAAUUACAAAACAUUUUUAUUUAUUCAAGUGCACAAAUAAAGGGUAUAGGUUCCAUUUUUAAGCUCCUCAUUUUGAGACUUGGUAUCCUGGACUGGAACAAGUACUCAAAUAGGAAAUGGCAAUAACCACAAAUUGCCAUACUAUAUUGACUAGACCCAGCGUCCCCCUGCCUAAGCAAGUGUUCAGUCAGAGCCGACAGAGGCUUUGGAAGCCUUUUGACCUCCUUAGAUCCAUUCCUACAAAACUUACUGAAUGAAGCAUCGGCAGCCCUAGGAUGAAGAAACACAUUUCCUCCUAAGCUGUUCUUAUCUACCUUGAUUAAUUUCUUCUGCUUGGCCACAUCGUGUUAGGCUUCAUCAAUUAAUUAGUAAUGAAUUAAAUGACUAAUCUUGAUAGUAUUUCCUUUAUUUGUGUCUCUCUGAAUCAGGUUAUUGCCUAAAACCCAGCAUGUUGUGUCUGGGAAUGUUCUCAGUGUAGAAUUGUGUUUAGAUUCCAGUUGCUGGAUUAGGUAUUCCAAGCUUCAGCCUCUGCUACAGAGUUCCCCAGCUGGUGAUUAUCCCUGUUCUUCAACCCUCUUCUCUCCUUCCCCCCAUCCCUAUCCCUGCACUGAGCCACAGGGAGGUGAAGGUUUCACUGUCGGUACUCAGCAAAAAUUAGCAUGUUGAGUAGGACUGUUGGGAAGAAUUGAGUGGAGGAGGAGUUGCAGAAGAUACUCAGAAGGGCAGCAGACAUGGUGUCUGGGGAAACUGUCCAUGGUAGCUUCUAGUAGAAGCUGGAAAUAUUCCCUGGAAUCCAGGAAGUCAUGAAAUGAAGCCUAGUAACUCAUGAGUUGUCCAGCUUUCAGUUUUCCUCCCAGAUGUCCUGUGUGGACCUUGACCGUCAGGAGGUGUAUCUCCUGGCAUAGGUUCCCCUGGAGGCCCAAACCUGGAUGCAUAUCUUUUGGGUCUUUUGGAAACCUAUAAAAAUUUAAUAUGCUGAAGUAGAGGUGAGAGCAGCCUCACUGUGCUAUCUCCUGACAUUACAGAGCUGCUGUUUUGUAAGGCAGUGGAUGUGUUUUUGGAGAAGGGAGGGCAAUGUAAAAUGGUGAGGCCAUUGCCAUUCCUUGUGCUUUGUUUAAAUGGGGAUUCAGGAUUAGGAAAAACACUUUCAUCAUUGCUCAGAUCAGCUCAAGACUGAGGGUAGUCAGGAUCUGCAUGGAAAAUCAGUGGUGACCAAAAUUGUUCCCAAGUUUGAGUCCAACUGGUGACCAGAAUUAAGCGUGAGACUAUUUGGCAAAUCUGUUUAUUAGUAAAUUCAUCAGUGUUUCUGACUCAAAGUUGAGACCCUUGGAGUUAGUUGGUCAGUUGUCCAGCUUCUGUCUGGAGGUUCAGCACCCCCAGGUCUCCCCCUUUGCCCAGUUUGCUAGCAGGCUGUCAUUACUCUUCCCUCAGCUGCUUUUCCAUAUAGAAUCCCAAGAGCAAUUCUCAUAGGAACAUCAACCAACAUGUUGAGACCCUUGAGGGUAAUAAUUUGUUUUUAAAGUCUACUUCAGAAAGCCAUUGGGACCCAGGCAUCCCAGUACUUAAAGCACUGAUUCUAGUACUUAAUCUCCAAGAGUUUCUUUUAGAAGAGUGCUCACCCCCCUGGGCAUCUUUACUGCUUAUUUUUACGUUGACCUGAUGCCCAAGUAUGGAUGUUUUGAGGCUGCUGGGAGAGAGGAGUUUAUCUGUGGAUAGUUUGGAUCUAACCUUCCUGGGCCUGAGGGCAAAUUAAAGAAGGAAACUAGCUCUACCAUUGGACUUUUCUGGAGUCAGCAGCAGAGGUGAAACCUUAGGUCUAGGAAGACUGUUUUCUGAAUGGAUUCUAGGCUUUAUGCUUGAUCCCUCCAGAAAAGCUCUGGUAUGCCAAGUCUCAACUGACUGAGUCACUUUUCAGCUAGAAAUUGAAUCUCAUGCAGGGGUCUGAAUAAGGCCUGAGCUUGGACUUUCUUUUUCCUCAGGAGUUAAGUCAAAAUAGGAAGCUAAACAAUUAAAAUUGUACGUUGUGUUCCCACAAUUUUCAUAUCCCCAGGAUGUCAGUUAAUUCACAUCUAAAUUCAUAAAUGUUUAGAGAGCAACUUUGUAAACCCAUGUUGAAUGUUUCUUCCCAGUAUAAGGAGUCUAUGUCCACGUCAAGUUUUGCUGGUUCCACAAUAAUAGCAAGUCGUUUAAAAGAGUUGCAAAAGUGUUGGCUCGUCGCUCCAGUUGAGGACAUUUGACAUGCCACCCCCCAGCCCAUAAAGAUUUUAUCCUGGUUUAUUGAGGGGAUGGGUGGACCAUUUGAAGAGAAUAUCCUAAGGGCUUUAUGAGGCCAAGAGACAGUGGUGCUGAAUUGGCUUAGGAGUUCAAAGCUUUGAGAAGUUCUGGAGUGACUGAUGUUUUCCAGUGAUCUUCCUCUCUCUGUUCUUUGAGGGGAAAUCCAAGACAGCUGCAGACCCAUGAAUGUUGAGUGAAUAGGCCAGGAGUAACAGGGUAUGCCCAGUUGGGCAAGAAAGGCCUGAAAAGUAUGAGAUUGAUCCAUUUCUUUCUCUCUCUGCUCCACCUGCCCCAUCUCUCCUCCCACUUCUCUCCCCAACCCGAUAAAGAUUAUUAUUGAGCAGAAAUGGAGGCUGGCUGGCUUCUGGGUCAGCUUGUUCUGGAGUCCAUGUUGAAUUAGGUCUGAGUUCCCCUUAGGCAUGUUGUUAAGGGUAUUCCUACAUUGGAUGAUCAUAUAUCUGGGGUUUUCUGUUUCUAAACUUUUAUAGCUGUCCCCAGUUCUUUUAGGUUCUCCUGAUAAUUUUUCCCUGAUCAUAUUUUCUGUUUUCAUCUUCAGUAGUCUAUCCCUCAUCAUUGGAAAGGCUCUAAGCUAUUGGAUCUUUGGAGAACACCUACUUUCCAUAAGUUGGUAGCUGCUGGAGAUUUAUAGCUGGGGUUUGGAAUGCAGUUGUAGAUGGGGAGGGCCCUCUCAAAAGCUAGCAGACUGCCCUGAAAAACUUUGUCUAGUGUUGACUUUUUAGUAGUUUCGAUUGUCUGCAAUCUGCUUGAUGAUGAGAACAUGUCGCAUUUGUAGGGGUGGCUCAUUUUUCCCCCCCUUUCUGCCCAAUUCCCUACAAGUUCUUAGAGGGUGACUAUUCCCCUCAGAAAACCUGGCAUGAAGCAGCAUAGGAACAGGACAAUUCUGGGCAUCUCUCACUUGCUGUCUUGCACAGUUGGAUUGGGGGUGGGAAACAAAAUUGGUCUGACCCCUUACGGAACUCAACAUACUUGACUUGGGCUUUAGAGCAAAAGACCAGUUUUAAAGAUGGUGCUAUAUAUCAGCUCUUAAAAAAAAACCCACAACUUAAUAUUCAAGAGGGAAAUUGUCCCCUCUCUCCUUCCUGUGAAGUUGGUGCUCUCCUUGCUCCAGGUGCUAUGCUGUGGAUAGAUGAGCUAGGAAUCAUCCAAUCCCUUUCGGCAAACAUAGGCCUUUCCUUUCCCUCUUGGCCUCCUAGGUUAAGGAGCAUAUCUAAGUUCCGAGUUCUCAGCACUGAUCUCCAAGGCCCCUUCUUUCCUCUUCCUGGUCCUUCCCUACUUCUCCUGGCUGGAAGCAAUUAGGUAACAUCUCUGCCAUCUUCCCCAGCAGUAGCUCCUAUUCCCUGUACUCAGUUCCCAUGAGAGCUAGGCUCUCACCUGCUGAGGGAAGCAAGUGUCUCUGGGAAUUGUCAUUGCAGCACUAAUGCAGGGAAAAGGGACACAUUCAGUUAAUGUGUGUUUAUCUAAAAAGAGUUGUUAGAGAGUCCUUCUGUACUCUCAAACAGCAGUCUUUUGAACAGUGGCUGGUUGUCUUUCACAAACAUGUUGGGGAAAUUGUUUUGUGCCAUUUUUGUUUCUACUUUCUACAUAAAAAAAAAAUGUGUAUACACACAUGCACACACAUAUUGACCGGAGUAUUGCAAUAUAAGACAUUACUCUGGCUACCAGAGCAGGCGCCUAAGAAUAACCUGAACAAUACUCUCAGUACAUGGCACUUGUGAAACUCUUUAGGGAUUGAAAAAGUGUGUGUGUGUCACUCUAAAUGCUGAUGAAUGAUUAUAAUGUAUUCUACAUUAUUAACCCUUCAGGUUGCCCUGUGACUCUAAGGUACACCUGUAUGCUUCACUGAGAUUAGCCUUUCAUAAAGGUGCUUUUUAGGAGACAGUGGGGGAAGGGAGAAAUGAGAUCUUCAGCUUAUGAGAGUUCAAGGUUUUGCAUCCCUUUAGCCAAUUGGUCAGCUUUUGAUUUUGUGAAAACUCUUUGGACUUUGUUCUUUCCAGAUGGCUUUUAGGCUUGGGAUUCUGAGCUGUUGGAGAGCAGAGGGUUCUUAAGGGAAAUGAAGUAGGUUAUGAAAUUACUGUUGCUCAGGAAUUGGUUUGUUAAACUUUUUAACAACUAAAACAAUCCCUUCCCCAGAGUGGAUUAAAAAAAAACAAACACACCCACCUCUUGCUUAGGACAUGUGCUUUGGGAUGGUUCCUAGUCAAUAGGAAUUAGUUUAUAUUAUAUGCUUUAGUCUAUGAAUUUGUGACUUAUUUAAAAUUCAAAUUGUUUCCCUUAAUUUAUGUCAAUACAUUGUCAUUCCGUUCAUUUUUUAGUAGGAAAUAGCUAAUCCUGAUCCUUCUCCCCUCUCAUGCUUGUAAUUAAUUCUUCACGGUUCCGAAAUUAAAAUGUUUUCCCUUCUGUUGGUUUCAGUUCCUCAUCUUAAUUUGUAAUUGAAAAGAUGCUUUUAAGUUUGCCUUUAUAUUAAGAUCUGUAUUUUAAUUGUGUGUAUCGCUGUGUUGCUUCCCUCUUCAGGCUGUUGGUUUAAGUAUCCUUUACUAUGGGAAAUCUGUAACAUUCUUCAUUUCCACCUCUAGACUCAAAUAAAAAUAUUUAUUUUCA
Messenger RNA from Monodelphis domestica (gray short-tailed opossum), 15298 nucleotides. RefSeq names its product DOT1 like histone lysine methyltransferase (gene DOT1L). Gene Ontology annotation, cellular component: nucleus. The record is from RefSeq and is a predicted model, not a curated record. Gene Ontology annotation, biological process: regulation of transcription regulatory region DNA binding; DNA repair; DNA damage checkpoint signaling. Gene Ontology annotation, molecular function: histone H3K79 methyltransferase activity. Lineage: Eukaryota; Metazoa; Chordata; Mammalia; Didelphimorphia; Didelphidae.